AUGAUAGCGCGGUUGAUAUCAAAGUCUGCAUAUAAGGGAUAUAGUGCCUCCGCGAGUUGGAAGUUGUAUGCCUGCACUGAACAUGGGGAAUUACCGAAUGUGAUCAAUUGCCAUGAGUCUGCAUUACUUGCAUUUGACUUGCCUCCGUCGAUUGUGGAGUCUGUUGGCAACUUUGCUGAGUGUGUCAAAGUUGUCUGUUCUAACCUGCAGCCUUUGUUACUUGGACUUGCCGGUGAACAUAAUCUCUCGACUUGUGAAGGACCUUUGGAAAGAGGCGAAUCUGGAACACCUGUCUAUAACAGGACGGAGAAUGAAAAAGGAGGCGGAGUCCCCCUCAUAACCUGUAUUCUGGCAUUCAUUGGAUCUCUAGCUAGGGCUUCCUCUAUCAAGGAUUUUCUGCGGCUAGUCGCUGAGAAUGCACUGGUCACCGUUUGGGACUCGGCUGAGUCGGCUUUCACUUCUGUCCUUCAUGAUUUUAUUACUCAUCCACCGCUCUUCGAUUUUCGGUUCGGCAGUAGGGACAGUGCCAAGGUGGAUGUUGUAAUGGGCCUCAGCGACCGCACCGACGUUUCUCCCUACGCUCACGGUCGUGCGCUCUCCACCGUCCUUUACGUGGUCGACCUCGUAGGGAGUUCCGACUCUUAUUACAGCUUUUCUUUAGGUGUGAUAACUUGGCGCGUUCAUUCGCUAUAUGGCAGUCGAGUAGCCGUGCCAAAUGUGACUCCGGGUUCUGAGGAACAGAGAGGCGGUAAAAGCUGGUGUAGGCUGGCCGUGGACUGGGGAGAGCUGCACUUUUAG
Molecule: messenger RNA, 798 nt
Organism: Echinococcus granulosus
Lineage: Eukaryota; Metazoa; Platyhelminthes; Cestoda; Cyclophyllidea; Taeniidae
Exons: 6
Coding region: 1-798 (265 amino acids)
Source: RefSeq, a predicted model, not a curated record